Molecule: messenger RNA, 7919 nt
Organism: Hyaena hyaena (striped hyena)
Lineage: Eukaryota; Metazoa; Chordata; Mammalia; Carnivora; Hyaenidae
Gene: GOLGA4
Product: golgin A4
Exons: 26
Coding region: 337-7197 (2286 amino acids)
Biological process (GO): Golgi vesicle transport
Cellular component (GO): Golgi apparatus
Molecular function (GO): small GTPase binding
Source: RefSeq, a predicted model, not a curated record
UGCGGCGCUCCGUAGAGUUCCGUCGGCGAGCUCCACGUAGGCCGCGCAAGCGUCUUUGGCACCCCGUUCACCUGCUGCCGUUGUCGCCGCCGCCGCCGCCGCCGGGGCUGGAUGGGGGGCAUAGGCCAGCCAGUGGCACCCAGAAGAAAGAGACGCGGCGGCGGCGACGCAGACACCCGCGGGACAAGCGUCCCGACCCGCCUGCGAGCCCAAGGAGGUGGCGCCGAGGCCCGGCCCCCGCGGUCCCUGGUGUAGAGGGGCCGCCGUCCCCGCCGCGGCCGGGUCUCCCUGGGCACUCGCCCCUCAGGUCUCACACUCAGGACCCCGCGCUGCGCCAUGUUCAAGAAACUGAAGCAGAAGAUCAGCGAGGAGCAGCAGCAGCUCCAGCAGGCUCUGGCCUCGACUCAGGCUUCCUCCAAUUCUUCAACACCAACAAGAGCCAGGAGCAGGACAUCUUCAUUUACAGAGCAACUUGAUGAAGGUACACCCAACAGAGAGCUACUAGCCGGGAUGAUAGCAGAGCCUGCUUUUCUCUCUGAGUAUACUAUCUUUGCUUUGGAUUCCUCCAAACAGCCUAAAACACAGACUGACAGUGUGAAUGCAUCUAUCCAAGCCACAAGAUCUCCCGACAGUGUUAAUGGAAGUGAACCAACCACUCCUCAGUCAGGUGACACGCAGUCUUUCACACAGAAGCUCCAGCUCCGGGUACCUUCUGUGGAGUCUUUGUUUCGAAGUCCACUGAAGGAAUCUCUAUUCAGAUCUUCUUCUAAAGAGUCUUUGGUACGAACAUCUUCCAGAGAGUCCCUGAAUCGAUUUGACCUUGACUUUUCUGCGGCCACCUUUGAUCCAUCCUCUGAUAUGGAGAGUGAGCCGGAAGACUCACUCACUAAUUUAGACAGUCUCAACAAAGAACAGUUGAUUCAAUGCUUGCGAAGAAUGGAACGAAGGUUGAGUAGCUACAAAGGAAAAUGUUCAGAGUUUGUUAUAGCUUAUCAGACUCUUCAGAGAGAGAAGAAGAAGCUCCAAGGUAUAUUAAGUCAGAGUCAAGAUAAGGCACUUCGGAGAAUUGGAGAGUUAAGAGAGGAGCUACAAAUGGAUCAGCAAGCAAAAAAACAUCUCCAAGAGGAGUUUGAUGCAUCUUUAGAGGAAAAAGAUCAGCAUAUCAGUGUUCUCCAGACUCAGGUUUCUCUGCUGAAACAGCGGUUACGAAAUGGCCCGAUGAAUGUUGAUUUAAUGAAACCAUUCCCUCAGACGGAAGCAGAGGCUGAAGGUGUCACUAAAGAGAACACAGAUAGUGACACAGAGCCAGUAGCCGUAGAUGGAGCUUCUGCUAAAACACGGGAAGUCCUUCAGCAGAGAGUUAAGCGGCAAGAGAACCUACUGCAGCGCUGUAAGGCAACAAUCCAGUCACAUAAGGAACGAUGUGCACUAUUAACCAGUGAAAAAGAAGCCCUGCAAGAACAACUAGAUGAAAGGCUUCAGGAGCUAGAAAAGAUGAAGGAGCUUCAUAUGGCUGAGAAGACUAAACUUAUCACUCAGUUGCGUGAUGCAAAGAACUUAAUUGAACAGCUUGAACAAGAUAAGGGAAUGGUAAUAGCAGAGACCAAACGUCAGAUGCAUGAAACCCUGGAAAUGAAAGAAGAAGAAAUUGCUCAACUUCGUAGUCGCAUCAAACAGAUGACCACUCAGGGAGAGGAGCUUCGGGAACAGAAAGAAAAGUCUGAAAGAGCUGCUUUUGAGGAACUUGAAAAAGCCUUGAGUACAGCCCAAAAAACAGAAGAAUCACGGAGAAAAAUGAAGGCAGAAAUGGAUGAACAAAUAAAAGCUGUUGAAAAAGCAAGGGAGGAGGAACGCACCGUUCUUCAGCGCGAAUUAAGUCGGGUGAAACAGGAGGUUGUUGAUGCAAUGAAAAAACACUCAGAACAAGUUGCUAAGCUGCAGAAGCUUCAUGAAGAAGAGUUGGCCAGAAAAGAACAGGAACUGACCAAGAAGUUUGAGACCCAAGAAAGGCAGUUUCAGGAGCAAAUGAAAAUAGCCCUCGAAAAAAGUCAGUCGGAAUAUUUGAAGAUCACCCAAGAAAAAGAACAGCAAGAAUCUUUGGCCCUGGAAGAGUUAGAGUUGCAGAAGAAAGCAAUCCUCACGGAGAGUGAAAAUAAACUUCGGGACCUUCAACAAGAAGCAGAGACUUACAGAACUAGAAUUCUUGAAUUGGAAAGUUCUUUGGAAAAAAGCUUAAAAGAAAGCAAAACUCAAUCAGAAGAUUUAGCUAUCCAUUUGGAAGCAGAAAAAAAUAAGCACAAUAAAGAAAUUACAAUCAUGGUUGAAAAACACAAGACAGAACUGGAAAGCCUGCAGCAUCAGCAGGGAACUCUUUGGACUGAAAAACUCCAAGUCUUAAAGCAGCAGCAUCAGGCUGAAAUGGAAAAACUUAGAGAAAAGUAUGAACAAGAGAAAGAAACAUUGUUGAAAGACAAAGAGCAUGUCUUCCAGGCCCACAUAAAAGAGAUGAAUGAGAAGACUUUAGAAAAGCUUGAUGUGAAGCAAACAGAACUGGAAUCACUGACUUCUGAGCUGUCAGAAGUGUUAGAAGCCCGUGACAAGCUGGAAGAGGCACUCUCUGUACUAAAGGGCCAAGCAGAUAAAGUAAAGCAGGAACUAGAGGCCAAGCUAGAUGAACAGAAAAGUCAUCACGAGCAGCAAGUUGACAGUAUCAUUAAAGAACAAGAGAGGUCUAUCCAGAGAAUGGAGAAGGCAUUAAAAGAUGAAAUUAAUCAACUUGGUCUUCUUCUGAAGGAAAAGGACCAGCAUUUGAAAGAGCACCAGGCUCGUGUGGAAAACUUGGAGGCAGAUAUUAAGAGGUCUGAAGAGGAACUCCUGCAGGCAUCUGCUAAGCUGGCUCUGUUUCAGUCGCAGCAGAGUACCACACACGAGCAGACCAGGGCAUCCCAGGAGCAGUUGGCUCAGCUGCAGGAGAAGUUGUUGGGCUUGGAAACAGAAAGAGUUCUUCUUACUAAACAGGUAGCCGAAGUUGAAGCACAGAAGAAUGAUGUCUGUGCUGAGUUAGACACUCACAAGAUCCAGGUGCAGGACUUAAUGCAGCAGCUUGAAGUGCAGAAAAGUGAAAUGGAAGAAAAAGUGCAAUCUUUAACCCAGCUCUACGAGUCCCAACUUAGAGAUACUAGCACAGAACAGGCACAGACUAAGCAAAUCUUGAUAGAAAAGGAAAAUGUAAUUUUACAGAUGAGGGAAGGGCAGAGCAAAGAAAUUGAAACUCUCAAACAGAAAUUAUCAGCCAAGGAGGACAGUAUUAGUAUUUUACAUGAGGAAUAUGAAACCAAAUUUAAAAAUCAAGAAAAAAAGAUGGAAAAAAUUAAGCAGAAAGCAAAAGAGAUGCAAGAAACGUUAAAGAAGAAAUUACUGGAUCAGGAAGCCAAACUUAAAAAAGAGCUUGAAAAUACCGUCCUGGAGCUUAGUCAGAAAGAAAAACAGUUCAAUGCCAAAAUUUUGGAAAUGGCACAGGCUAAGUCCGCUGGAAUUAGCGACGCAGUGUCGAGACUGGAAACAAACCAAAAGGAGCAAAUCGAAAGUCUCACUGAGCUGCAUAGACGAGAACUCAGCGAUGUCGUAUCUGUCUGGGAAAAGAAACUUAAUCAGCAAGCUGAGGAGCUGCAGGAAAAAUAUGAAAUCCAAUUACAGGAAAAAGAACAGGAGGUAGCAGAACUGAAGCAAAAGAUCCUCCGAUGCGGGUGUGAAAAAGAAGAGAUGAACAAGGAACUGGUGUGGCUGAAGGAAGAAGGCGUUAGGCAGGACACCGUGUUAAAGGGGUUACAGGAACAGUUAUACCAGAAGUCUGCUCACAUGAAUUCUCUCUCACAAAAUGAAACUAAACUAAGAGCACAACUUGAAAAGCUGGAGGUUGACUUGAAUCGUUCUCUGGAGGAAAAUACUUCUCUUCAAGAGCAUAUAGUUGAACUGGAGAAACUGGCAGAAAAAGAUAAGCUGAAGGUUUCUGAGUUGACUGACAAGUUGAAAGCCACUGAUGAGGAAUUCCAGAGUUUGAAAUCUUCACGUGAAAAAAGUAUGAAAAGCCUAGAAGACAAAAGCUUGGAAUUCAAAAAACUAUCUGAGGAACUAGCAGUUCAGCUGGAUAUUUACUCUAAGAAAACUGAGGCCUUGUUACAAAGUAAAACAGAUGAGCUAAUCAGCAGCAGUAGUAGUAAAAUUAAUGCCAUUCUCUCUAGAAUUUCCCACUGUCAGCACCACACAACAAAAGUUAAGGAGGCGCUACUGAUUAAAACUUGCAAAGCUUCUGAAUUAGAAGCACAGUUUAGACAGCUAACAGAAGAGCAGAAUGAACUAAAUAGUUCCUUUCAACAAGCUACCCAUCAAUUAGAAGAAAAAGAAAGUCAAAUUAGGAGCCUGAAGGCUGAUAUUGAAGGUCUUGUAAUGGAAAAAGAAGCCUUACAGAAGGAAGGAGGCAGUCAGCAGCAGGCUGCCUCUGAAAAGGAGUCUUGUAUCACGCAGUUGAAGAAAGAGUUAUCUGAAAACAUCAAUGCUGUCACACUGAUGAAAGAAGAGCUUAAAGAAAAGAAAUCUGAGAUCAGCAGUCUUAGUAAACAACUAACCGAUUUGAACACUGAGCUUCAGAACAGCGUCAGCCUCACGGAAAAAGAAGCAGCCAUUGCAUCACUAAGUAAGCAAUACGAUGAACAGCAACGUGACUUGCUGGACCAGGUACAGAACUUAUCUUUGAAAGUUGAGACUCUGAGUAAAGAGAAAAUCUCUGCUCUUGAACAGGUAGAUCACCUGUCCAGCAAAUUCUCCGAAUGGAAGAAAAAAGCACAGUCAAAAUUUAUACAGUAUCAAAAUACUAUCAAAGAAUUGCAGAUGCAGCUUGAGUUAAAAACAAAGGAAGCCAGUGAAAGGGCUGAGCAGGUAAACGUCUUGAAGGAGGACCUUGAUCAGCAGAACGAAAGAUUCGUAUGUUUAAAGGGCGAAAUGGAAGAAAAGAAGAGCAAGCUGGAGAAAAAAGAGUGUAAUUUAGAAAGUGAGUUAAAAGCUCAAAAGGCAAGAAUUGUCGAAUUAGAGGAGCAUCUUGCUCAGAAGACAACUGAAAUUGAGUCCUUAAAUGAAGUUCUCAGCAAACACAAUGAGCAAAAGGACACCGAACGAAAAGAGAUGCUUCACAAGCUUCAGCACCUUCAAGAGUUAGGAGAAGAAAAGGACAGCAGAGUUAAAGAAGCUGAAGAAAAAGUCUUAAGACUUGAAAAGCAAGUGUCUUCCAUGACAUCUGUACUUGAAACCAAGGAGAAAGAAUUGGAACAUGUGAAUGCAAGUGUGAAGGGCAGAGAAGAGGAAUUAAGGGUACUGCUGGAAGAUAGACUUGAGUUAGAGAGUGCUGCAAAACUGGCAGAACUGAAGAAAAAAGCCGAACAAAAAAUUGCUGCCAUCAAGAAGCAGUUGUUAUCUCAAAUGGAAGAGAAGGAGCGGCAGUAUAAACAAGAUGCAGAAAGCCAUUUGGAUGCGCUGAAUACAAAAUUGCAGGAGAGAGAGCGAGAAAUUCAGGCCUUGGAAGAAAAGCUUAAAUCAGUGGAAGGUUCACCACAGUCAGAAGCAUCAGUUAUACCCAGGUCAGCAAAAACUGCGGCAGCCUGUGCUGAGCACAAAAAGCCAGAUCUCCAAGGCUGUCUGCAGAAGGCAUGUGAAGAAAAAAUCACUGUUUUACAAACACGUCUGAUGGAAAAAGAAAAGCUGUUGCAAAGGCUAGAGCAGGAAAAGGAAGAGACGGUUUCCUCUCAUUCUGAAAUGCAGUGCAGGUACCAGGAGCUCCUAGUAAAGAUAGGACAGGCGGACACAAAGCAGCAUGAGGAUCAAGCUAUGAUAAGUCGUCUUCAGGAGGAACUUGAAGAGAGAAGCAAGAAAUAUUCCUUGAUAGCACCCCAUCAUGUGGAGGAAGAGGGAGGUAAAAAUAACAUAGGGGCCAAUCAAAACUUGGAAAAUGUGGUUGAUGAUGUCCAGAAAAUUCUCCAGGAGAAGGAACUGACCUGUCAAAUCUUGGAGCAAAAGAUAAAAGAGCUGGAUUCCUGCUUAGCAAGAGAGAGGGAAGGUCAUAGACUGGAAAUGGAAGAGUUGACCUCAAAAUUUGAAAAAUUACAGGCUUUACAGCAGCAGAUAGAUGGAAAAAAUAAACCCACAGAAGUUUUGGAAGAAAGUGCUGCAGAAAAGUCCAAAUCUCAUGGAGUCCCACCCACAUUGCCUGGUAACAUGGAGGCCCAGCACAAUGACCUGGAAUUUAAAUUAGCAGGGGCAGAGCAGGAGAAGGAGAAGCUCGGCAAGGAGAUCGUAAAGUUGCAGAAAGAUCUGCGAAUGUUACGGAAGGAGCAUCAGCAAGAAUUGGACAUCAUGAAGAAAGAAUAUGAACAAGAAAUGGAAGAGAAAAUCAAACAGGAGCAGGAAGAUCUUGAGUUGAAGCACAAUUCCACACUAAAACAGCUGAUGAGGGAGUUCCAUACACAGCUGGCGCAGAAGGAACAGGAGCUGGAAAUGACCAUAAAAGAAACCAUUGAUAAAGCCCAGGAAGUGGAAGCUGAACUUUUGGAAAGCCAUCAAGAAGAGACAAGUCAGUUAUAUAAAAAAAUUGCAGAGAAGGAAGAUGAUUUACAAAGAACAGCCAAAAGAUAUGAAGAAAUCCUUGAUGCUCGUGAAGAGGAAAUGACUGCUAAAGUAAUGGACCUCCAGACUCAACUCGAGGAGCUACAGACUAAAUACCAGCAAAGGCUGCAUCAGGACGAGAAUGCUAGCAAUGAUAAAGUAACAAUUAUGGAGUUACAGACACAACUAGCACAGAAGACUACACUAAUCAGUGAUUCAAAGUUGAAAGAGCAAGAGUUCAGAGAACAGAUUCACAAUCUAGAAGACCGUUUGAAGAAAUAUGAAAAGAAUGUAUAUGCAACAACUGUGGGUACACCCUGCAAAGGUGGCAAUUUGUACCAUACUGAUGUCUCACUCUUUGGAGAACCAACCGAGUUUGAGUAUUUGCGGAAAGUGCUUUUUGAGUAUAUGAUGGGUCGUGAGACUAAGACCAUGGCGAAGGUUAUAACCACUGUCCUGAAGUUCCCUGAUGAGCAGACUCAGAAGAUUUUGGAAAGAGAAGAUGCCCGGCUAAUGUAUACUUCACCUCGCAGUGGUAUCUUCUGAGUAAACCAUCAGUCUGUGCUUAGUUAGCAUGUGUCCUGGCUCCGAUCAUCGUCCUAAAGAAACAGGGUGGUGAUUUGGGGCAAGCCUGGAGGGCUGUCCGCGUUUGCCUCCUUGAGAAGCGAGCUGCUAUUUGGGGCCCCUUAUGGAGCCAAAGACCAAGAAAAAUCUGACAUUGGCCCACAGAUAAUAUUGCAGACUGCCUUUCAAAUCGAUUAUAUCAGUGGAGAAAUGGUGAUAGUUUAUUCUUUUGUCUUCAGUUUUUUUUUGUUGGGAAGAGUUUUAUGUUGUUUAAAGAGAUAUUUUGAAUAACUCAACCUGACUUACGGGCUCAUUUAAUGUUCCUUUCUUCCAUUCUUUUUGUCCCUCUUUUUAAAGAACUGCUUGCCUUUCCUAUUUAUUUUUAGGGUGAUUUUUUUUAAAGACUUGUGCAAUACAUUUUGAGGUGAAACUUAGUGGAUUUUUUCUGAUAAAUUAAAGCAUUUAAUUGAGUAUUUUAUCCAGAUUGAUUUGUUGAAUAUUUGCUAAAGACUAUUUCUUUAAGCUAUAGAUAUAAAUCCAAACAGCGGUACCUCAUUGUUUACUUAGCUUUUGUACUUAUAUUUUUCAGAGGAAAAAAUACUACUGUAAAUUGUAAAUACUCAGUACUUAUUGUAUGCAGAUCUGUGACUGUUGGCAAUGUCAUCUUGGAAAAACAAAUCAAUAAAGUUUAUUUACUGUAUAAA